UGUGCCACUGUCAGCCUCAGCUGACGCGAAGUCUGGUAAGACGUAGAAGUGACGGUCGAUGUCAUGAAUGAUUUUACAAGCUGAAUGAACUAGUGUUGGCCUGGAAACAACGACUUCUUUGUGCGGCAAUGAUAUUUUAAUAGGGAAUGAAAAAGCCCAAGAGAAAGAAACUUAAUAGCGUAGGAGUUGAGGUGUUACCUGUCGAGAGAGAUGUGAACUGUGGGAAAAAGCAGAAGUUGGCUGAGAUACAUCAGGCUUUGAACAGUGUCUUUUUCAGUGAUCCGGUGGAUAUUGAGACCCUCCAGAGGGCUGCCACCAGCAAAGGAGGACUGUUUACAGAUGAACUGCGGAGAAGAGUGUGGCCUAAACUACUUAACAUCAAUGUAUAUGAACUGCCUUAUAAACCUGUACAAUAUUGUAUAACAGGGAGAGCUGGACGGGAGAACCAAAAGGACUACAACCAGAUUGUCAUGGAUGUCAGGAGAUCCAUGAAGCGCUUCCCGAAAUGUAUGCUGUCUACAGAAAGAGAUGUUCUACAAGAACAGCUCAUUGACGUCAUACUAGAGGUUUUAAGAUGCAACCCCCAGCUGAACUACUACCAGGGCUACCACGACGUGGCGGUCACGCUGUUACUGGUUGUUGGUGAGCGGAUGACCAUCGCAAUGCUGCACACCUUAUCCAAAUAUCACCUCAGGGAUUUCAUGGACCCCACAAUGGACAGCACCAAACAUAUUUUAAACUAUUUGAUGCCUUUAUUGGAAGAAGUGGACAAGGAGCUUCAUGACUUCAUGAUCAGAGCGGAGGUGGGGACCAUCUUUGCUUUGUCCUGGCUCAUCACGUGGUAUGGACAUGUCCUGUUGGAGCCCAAACUCACACUGAGACUCUUCGACUUCUUCUUGGCCUCUCACCCCAUGAUGCCCAUCUACCUAGCUGCUACGAUCGUGUUGCACAGGGAGAAGGAGGUGAAGCAGACGGAAUGUGACAUGGCCAUGGUGCACCACCUCCUCUCGCGCAUCCCCCAGGACCUCCCAUAUGAGCGCCUCAUCGGCCAGUCGCAGGAGCUGUUUGUCCGCUUCCCUCCCUCCUUGCUGGCCGAGCGGGCGGAGCUGCGGUCUCGUAAAAGCCAAUCAAUGAGUAACUUCAAGACGUUUCAGCUUGCGACGCUCCACCAGAGACCAGACUCAGUACUCCAGCGCCUAACUACAUCCUCCCAACAAGCAGCUCGUCACUCAGGCUUGGAUGAGGCUUUGCCCCGGGACGGAGGCCAGCGUUGGGGGAAGGGGAGCAGGAUGGUGAAGAUGGCCGUGUUGGGGCUGUCGGCGACGCUGGGAGCGGCAGUGUUCGCGGUGGCUCAGACAGCCUUGGACUGGGGACCCGAUGUGUUGCUGCAGCUCUUCUGAGGCGACGCCGUAUUCGUUUAAAGGAUCUUAAGAGGCUUUUUCUCGUGUGAGGACUAGAAGCAUAUAUAUAUCUUAAGAGGAAAUUACUUUUAUGGAAACAAAGGGGAUUUUAUUUUAAAGGGGAACUGCACUUUUUUUGGAAUUUUGCCUUUUGUUCCCAAUCAAUAUGAAAGACAAGAUGACAUACAGUAUAUAUAUAUAUAUAU
This is a messenger RNA of Entelurus aequoreus (snake pipefish), 1606 nucleotides long. RefSeq lists its product as uncharacterized. Bases 147 to 1400 code for a protein of 417 amino acids. Gene Ontology annotation, molecular function: GTPase activator activity. Lineage: Eukaryota; Metazoa; Chordata; Actinopteri; Syngnathiformes; Syngnathidae. The record is from RefSeq and is a predicted model, not a curated record. The transcript is spliced from 10 exons. Gene Ontology annotation, biological process: endoplasmic reticulum to Golgi vesicle-mediated transport; positive regulation of GTPase activity. Gene Ontology annotation, cellular component: endoplasmic reticulum membrane.